AUGUAAACAACAUGGCGCUUGAGAUGGGAACUGUGGCCUUUGCAGGAACAUCAUGACAGCGGUGCUCAGGAGAACUGUUAGAUGAAUAUUGAUAAUGACAGCUUUCAAAAGCUAAGCUGUGACAGCGUAGCUAAACAGGUAGCUAGACAUCUAAUCGCACAGUGUGGACGACAGAAAAUUACAAUACUUAAAAGUGUCAAGACCCUUCACGCCUCGAAAACACGCUGGCUAGCAAACGUCUCUGUUAGGCUCUAAGUCUAUGGGCUCUCAGUCCAGUUCUGGGAUGUCCGGUCGGGGAUCCAGCGGCAACCCAGACCAGUCGGAACCAGAAGAAACUAACCAGAACACCAGCCAGAGAGGCGGUAGACAGGCAGAGCGACAAACGGACAGACAGUCGGCAGCAGAGGAAGACGUUGAUUUAGCUCAAGUGCUGGCGUACUUACUGAGGAGGGGUCAGGUGCGGCUGGUCCACGGAAGUGGGGCAACAGGUCUACAGCUCGUCCAGUCGUAUUCUGACUCAGACGAUGAUAGUGACGGCCCCUGGGAGGGUCGCCUAGGAGACCGCUACAUCCCCCCUGUGGACCUGCAGCCCGACACACAGGAUGUGGACCGCAGUGAAAUCCGGACCCAGAUCCUACUGGCUACUGCCUCUUCUGGCUCAAAAGCUGCACGGAGCUUCACCCACAUGCUGAGACAGAGGGAACAGGGGCGGUGUGGAGGCUCCAGUUUCUCUCAUGGAGAGUGCAGUCGCAUUAACUCACAUUUCCUGCCCAACCAUGUGGCCCACCAGGACACCUAUCAGCAGAAAGCAUUCUGUGGGGUGUACAGCAACGACGGCAACACGUUCCUGUCAGCUUGCCAGGAUCAGAUCAUCCGUCUGUAUGACACCAGCAGGGGGCGCUUUACCCUGAAGCGUACAGUGAAGGCACGGGACGUGGGCUGGAGUGUACUGGACGUCUGCUUCACCCCCGAUUCCCAUUCCAUUCUCUAUUCCAGCUGGUCCGAUUAUAUUCAUGUCUGCAGUAUAGAUGGAGACAGUGAAACGCACACCGCUCUGGACCUCAAUCCAGACGAGAGGAGGUUUUGCGUAUUUUCUAUUGCAGCGUCAUCGGACGGCAAAGAGGUCCUUGGGGGGGCGAAGGACGGCUGCCUCUACGUCUUCGACCGUGAGCAAAACAGGAGAACGCUGAAGAUUGACGCUCAUGAGGACGAUGUGAAUGCAGUGGCAUUUGCCGACAGCUCUUCACAGCUGCUGUUCUCUGGUAGCGACGAUGCCCUGUGCAAAGUGUGGGACAGACGGACGCUGCGAGAGGACAGACCGCAGCCCGUGGGACACCUGGCCGGACACAGAGAUGGCAUCACCUUCAUACACAGCAAGGGGGAUGCACGCUAUCUCAUCAGUAACUCUAAAGACCAGACGAUCAAGCUGUGGGACGUGAGGAAGUUCUCGCCAAAGGAGGGGCUGGCUGCUUCUAGGCUGGCCGUCACACAGCAGAACUGGGACUACCGAUGGCAGCAGGUCCCCCAAAGGGCUCUGAAGAGGAACAAGCUGGCAGGGGACACAUCGGUGAUGACGUACCGAGGUCACGGUGUCCAGCACACGCUCAUUCGAUGCCGAUUCUCACCCGAGUUCAGUACCGGCCAGAAGUUCAUAUACUCCGGCUGCUCCACCGGGAAAGUUGUCAUCUAUGACGUGCUGACAGGCAGUGUGGUAUCCAGGCUGUCCGAUCACAAUGCCUGCGUGAGAGAUGUCAGCUGGCACCCCUACCAGGACAACAUCAUCAGCAGCUCUUGGGAUGGAGCCGUGCGACUGUGGGAACACAGGCAGACUCACCCUUUAGAUGAGGACAGAGAGCGGGAGCGGGCGCCCGACACCAUGGACAAUUAAACAAAGACGAAGUCAGUGCAACUCUCACUGUCCCCACAGGCAGGGGCAGAGAGACAGGACCGGCAGGGAGCCGGCUACCAGACAAACAGCGAAACGUUAUUGACCUGUUGUGGGGAUUUACAGUGGGAUUGUGAAGUACUGAGCUCCCAAUUCCAGGUUUGCUUCCAAAUUCACAAAAGCCAUUUCUGGUCUGUAACUGCAGAUAUGCUGAAGCCUGCAGCAAAGCUGGGAUGGAGGAGGCAAGGAGUGAUUUUUUUUUCCCCUCCUUUGAAUUAAAGCCAUGGCUCUUUGAUGAGGCCUAAGAUGAAUUACCUAAUACAAAAAAAACAGAAUCUACAUACAAGGUGCUCACUGCAAAUGGAUCACAAACAUUGGUUUAUUAAACCAAUAAAGUGCAAAUAGGUGAUGGAAUUAAUUACUGGAAAUAAAUUACUACGUAUAAAAUGUGUACUACGUAUAAAAAGUUACUUUUUGUAAAAGCAUCAGC
Messenger RNA from Megalops cyprinoides (Indo-Pacific tarpon), 2375 nucleotides. It is a transcript of the gene dcaf11, whose product is annotated as ddb1 and cul4 associated factor 11. Bases 260 to 1888 code for a protein of 542 amino acids. Gene Ontology annotation, cellular component: Cul4-RING E3 ubiquitin ligase complex. Lineage: Eukaryota; Metazoa; Chordata; Actinopteri; Elopiformes; Megalopidae. The record is from RefSeq and is a predicted model, not a curated record. Gene Ontology annotation, biological process: proteasome-mediated ubiquitin-dependent protein catabolic process. Gene Ontology annotation, molecular function: protein binding. The transcript has 15 exons.